Molecule: messenger RNA, 504 nt
Organism: Anastrepha obliqua
Lineage: Eukaryota; Metazoa; Arthropoda; Insecta; Diptera; Tephritidae
Product: probable RNA-binding protein EIF1AD
Exons: 1
Coding region: 1-504 (167 amino acids)
Biological process (GO): translational initiation
Cellular component (GO): nucleus
Molecular function (GO): translation initiation factor activity; RNA binding
Source: RefSeq, a predicted model, not a curated record
AUGUCGAUUGGAAUACGCCGCAGGCUCGUGCUUAAGGAAAUGAUGGAGGACAAGUUUGAGUUGCCCACAGAGAGGCAGCAAAUAAUGCGUGUGAUUAAAUGUCGUGACAACAAUCUGUACAAAGUUGAAACUGCAAUUGUGGGCUCUGAGAAUACCCUAGCCUCCAUGCCGAAAAAGUUUCGUAGGAAUAUAUUGAUCGGGCGUGGAGAUUAUGUGCUGGUGGAACCUAUUAAGGGUCUCAGGAUAAAGGGCCAUAAGGUGAAGGUGGAAAUGUGUAAACUCCUAACUCCAGAGCAAUUAAAAGAAUACAGUAGGGCUGGUGUAUGGCCAAAGCAGUUUGGUGAAAAGCAUGACCACGACCAAUUCGUUAUGGUAAGCGAUGGAGAAAUGAAUGGUGAUGAGUUAAUAAUUAGAAAUCCCAAUGGAUCUCCAUUGUCGGUGGAGGAUACUACUGAAGAUGAGGAAAUUUGCAGUACUUCUACUGACGAAAUUAGAAAUGAUUAA